AAAGUUUCAAGAGUUUUAAUCAGUGUUUAAUCCUAAAAAUGGAGCCAGGAUUUUCCAAAGCGGAUGCAAACACGCUCCCGAAGGUGGAUUUCUUCAUGGUGCAAUAUUUUCUGACCACUAAUGAAAAAUUCCGUGACGCUAAUAAACGAGGAAAAAUCGAAAGGUCAUCCAACCCCGAUUAUUUGAAGUCUUCUAUUGGACGGGUUCAGUUAAAAAUUGACGGGAAUCUAUGCACGGUAAAAGCGAAAAUUGUGCCGGAGCACAAGAUUACUGCUAGGCAGUAUUCCGUGGUUGCGAUAAUAAAUACAGCCGAUGAAAAAGUUGUUGAUAUCUUUUGUGAAAGUGACGCACAGGGGUGUAAGGCAGCCGCAGGGGGUUGUAAACAUGCCGUAGCGUUUUUAUUCUAUCUGUAUGAAAAAUACAGCCAGCCUUCUCCUACUGAUUCAAUAUGUCUCUGGAAAGUGCCGAAUCUGUCGAAAGUAGAAGAAAACAUAGACAAGUUUGAUCUUGCCAAGCAUCGUGAUUCCGGAGUUUCCAAUUCGAAUGAAGUAAUUAAUGGAAGUGGAAGGUUUCUUCAAACAUUGCUUAGCAAAUGUCCGUCAAGUGCUACUAUUAGUGCAUUGAAGUAUCAUCAAGCGUUUCCGAAGGUAGAAGGAUAUGCUUUGCAUUGUCUUUUGAUAGACUUCAAAGAAAGUUCCGAAGCAAAACAGAGCUCGAAACGUUUUAUUCAGUUCUGCAAACGUACGAUGAUGGAUAGUGUAUGUAAAAAAAUUGAAACUAUCACUACAGGGCAAGAUUGUUCCCAGUGGAAGCUGCUAAAAUAUGGGCGAAUAACAGCUUCAAAAAUUUUUGAGCUGUCGAGGUGUAAAACUGGCGAUGGUUCUCUCGUAAGGUCCGUGCUAGGACAAACAAGUUUUACUAGUGAGGCGAUGAAACGAGGGUUACGAUUAGAGGACAAAGCAGUAAAAGCAAUUAGGAUGCGAUAUCAAAACGUUCGCAGAUGCGGACUAUUUCUGAGUCCUGAUUAUCCCGUAUUUGGUGCAUCCCCAGAUGCGAUCAACAGUUCAACAGUUUUUGAAAUCAAGUGUCCAUCGAAAAGCGAUAAUGUUAAAUAUUAUGUUGAUGUGAACGGAAAUUUACAAGAGAAAGUAAAAUCUCAAAUCCAUCUUCAGAUGAUUAUGUCAAACCGCAAAAAAGGUGUUUUAGUAUUAGUUCUACCGGAAUUUGAAAAAAGUCGAAACCCUCUCAAAUUUGUAGAGUUCUAUGAAAUAAAUCUAGAUGUCGAUUAUAUACAACAGAAAAUGACAGACAGCUACAAGUUUUGGAAGACUAAUAUUUUUAACAAACUGUUUACAUCUUUUUGAAAACCUAAGUGAUUCAGUUUUAAUUUGUUGUCAGUUAGAUUAAAGCAUUCUAAC
Messenger RNA from Ochlerotatus camptorhynchus, 1418 nucleotides. RefSeq lists its product as uncharacterized. Lineage: Eukaryota; Metazoa; Arthropoda; Insecta; Diptera; Culicidae. The record is from RefSeq and is a predicted model, not a curated record. The transcript has 2 exons. Bases 39 to 1364 code for a protein of 441 amino acids.